AUGCAAACAAUAGAAGGUAUUUAUGACGAACAAACAGUAUCAAAAAUCGUGAAUAGUUUAAAUAAAAAUUAUUCGACUGAAUUAGCCGAAUUAGUUGAUAUGACUUUUGGUCCGAAGCCUGAAGCUGAACUACAACGGCUAUCAAUAGCUGAAGUUAUUUCUGUAGACAAAUUUGGUCUUCGUCUUUUAUGCAACUAUCAUCGAUGGGAAGAAGUAGAGAAAAAUGACCGCAUGUUCAAUGAACACACGGAUGCGACUACUCGAAUUUUUACAAUUCCAUUUCCGAAUCAACCUAAUUCAAAAGAAGAGCUUCUCUCAGCUAUUGACAAAAUGAUAAACAAAGCAAAAGCAAGCUACUUGAAGGGCUUUGAUUAA
Molecule: messenger RNA, 375 nt
Organism: Rotaria socialis
Lineage: Eukaryota; Metazoa; Rotifera; Eurotatoria; Philodinida; Philodinidae
Source: the annotation of a GenBank genome assembly